This is a messenger RNA of Drosophila mauritiana, 1650 nucleotides long. RefSeq lists its product as uncharacterized. The record is from RefSeq and is a predicted model, not a curated record. Bases 211 to 1515 code for a protein of 434 amino acids. NCBI's taxonomy places the organism in Eukaryota, Metazoa, Arthropoda, Insecta, Diptera, Drosophilidae. The transcript has a single exon.
AUCAGCGUUAUCAUAAUAUUCCCAGUUUGCGAAGCGUUCAGUUCACAAAAUUUCGGUCUUUAAUUUUUGGAGUUAAAAAUUUGUAGCUUACAAAAUUGAAAAUUCAAAAAUUUGGUUCGGAAUUUUAUUUUCAGACAACACCCUCUCGUGCACGCAUCAAAAUUAUUAGUUCUGAUAAGGGAGUUCAAUCCAAGACGAAUCAAUAGCAAGAUGAAUACCACUUUUAAAAUGGCUCGAAUGAGCCUGAAUCAUUCCUGGCGGUUUGUUAGUAACAAAUCCAAGGGGCAAUUUUCCAGUUUGCGGCGAUUACCUGCAGUUAGCAGCCAAAACCGUCGUUACGCAGACCGAUAUACCUUCGAUGACCAAACUCAAGCACAAAUCCAGGGCAUCAAGAAGAUGAAGGAGAUGGGCGAGGUGCCCCAGGAGUCUCCUUGGCGUGACAGCGAAUGGUCUCCCGAUUUUCCCGAGCGUUUGGAUGAGAUGGGCUAUGAGUCCCACUGCAACGAUCGCCUGUAUAUAGCCAAGAACAAAUUACGUCACGAGCAACAAAAAUAUGAAUUGGAACGUGAAGAGCGUCGCAAGAAGGCCCAAAGAAGAAUCAGUAGUCACUUCGCUAAAGGUCAGGCAGAACCGGAAACAUUGCGCCGGCGUACCAUCUCACAGGAUCCGGCCGAACACCAAAGGCGUCAGGAGGCGAUUAUCGAGCAGAAUCGCCGACGGUGGCAAAAUCGACCGGAAUCUAGAAGGGAAACUAAUACCUCCGGCAUUACCUAUCGUCCGGAUAAGCGAAAGGAAACGUAUACUGAGACCACUGAGAAAAUGCAAAGGGAAUCGGAGGACUACCAGCGCCAAAGACGCAAUACAGAGAGCUCAGAGGAAGCUCAAGACAGCCAGACAGUGGUCUACGAUUCCAAUCGUCCCACGGCCGAGUGGUUGAGGAAGCGCCAGGAGGAGAACGAGGCGGAGUACUGGCAUUCGUGGCAAACAUGCCCAUGCUCCCGGGAGUCGGAGACCACAGAGGAGGUGAAGCCCCACCUGAAGCGCAAGAAGGUAGUGGGCAUUCCACCUGCAUAUCCAAGGGAUUACCAACGACGCGGCUACCAUCAGAUAUCCCCACCUGCGUAUGCACUGAAGGCCAAGACUAUAGUGAUGAUACCAAAGCGGCGACCCUCUGGCAUCGAUAAGCAGUACCACAAGUUUGCCAGGAAACAGGCGGCUCUAUGGCAACAGGACUUCGACGAGAUCCAGGGCAACGGGCAACCACUUCAGAUGCCCAAGAAGGAGGAAAAGAAGAAGCCCAAGAGGAAGGAGGAUCGUCGAUCCGUAGAACCGCCCCGUUUCCGAAUAGUCGUCAAGACCCGUGCUCCCGCUAUCCGCCCCUCUACUCCCGUGUUCAAUUACUCUGGCCAGAUGGAUAUGCCGCCAGCCAUCGCUGGACCCAGUGCCUACAUGGGAUCUCACCGCAAAUCUGAAGGCGAAUCCUGGCGCAACUUCUUCAGGGCCAGCAGCUCAUAAAUGGAGCUCAUUUUACUACAGCGUUGUGAAUUGCCUUUUUAUCCAGAGUUAUUAUUUGAAAAUGAAUACUUGCUGAGCUCCUGGCAAAGUUCUGGGAUAUUAUAGUAAAAUUUAAUAUAAUUGACGUUGAAUGAA